AUGGCAGCUGAAAAUUCUAGCAAGAGAAACUCCAAUGUUCAACUCCUUGAAGAACUUGAGGCUCUAAGUGAAUCACUCUACCAAUCACACACUACAAGAGCUAGAAGAACAGCUUCUCUAACUCUUCCAAGAACCUCAAUUCCUUCUCGUCCAUCUCCUAAAGAUGAUAACAACACUGCCAAACUUGACAACAACAGAAACAGCGAGAAACCGAAGUCGCGCCGCAUGUCUUUGUCUCCAUGGAAAUCAACAACAAAUAUCGAAGAUGUUACGCCAUUGUCACCAUCAUCACCGUCAUCACUAUCAUCUACUCUAUCAGAUAACAAGAAGUUCGAGGAAAAGGCGAGUUCAGCUGAGAAAAAAGGGAUAUGGAAUUGGAAGCCUAUAAGGGCUAUUUCACAUAUUGGUAAGCAGAAAAUAAGCUGUUUGUUUUCUGUUGAAAUAAUCACUGCUCAAUCACUUCCUUCAUCAAUGAAUGGACUAAGGCUUUCUGUUUGUGUUAGAAAGAAAGAGAAUAAAGAUGGUUCUGUUCAAACAAUGCCAUCAAGAGUUUCUCAAGGUGCUGCUGAUUUUGAAGAGACGCUUUUCAUUAGGUGUAAUGUUUAUUGCAAUCAACAAGGUAAUGGAAAGAAUCUGAAAUUUGAGUCAAGGCCAUUUUUUAUAUAUCUUUUCGCAGUCGAUGCGAAAGAGCUUAAUUUUGGAAGAAAUUUAGUGGACUUAAGCCAGUUGAUUCAAGAAUCGAUCGAGAAAAGCCGGCUAGGAAAUCGAGUUAGGCAGUGGGAGACAAGCUUUGGUUUAUCAGGAAAAGCAAAUGGAGGAGAGUUGGUAUUGAAACUUGGGUUUCAAGUCAUUGAGAAAGAUGGAGGAGUUGAAAUAUAUAGCAAUGAGGAGAAUCUGAAGCCUAGUAGUAGGUUCAAAAACUUUACUUCUUCGCUUGCUCGUCGACAAUCCAAGUCCUCGUUUAGCAUGCCUAGUCCAAGAAUCGUUACCAGAAACGAUGCUUGGACUCCUUCGCAAAGAAGGUUAGCAGAAGAUAUCCAAGGUAUGAAUGGUUUGAAUCUUGAUGAUGAUGAUCCAAAUCAAGUUCAUGAUUCAUAUCCAUCUAGUCAGAGAGUUUUUGAUGACAAAGAAAAAGUGGAGGAUUUUGAUCUUGAUCUUCCAGAAUUCGAGGUUGUUGAUAGAGGAGUUGAAGUUGAAGGAUCUGAGAAAUCUGUUGGAGUGAAAUCAUCUUCAAGUGAAAUUGUUAAGGAAAUAGUCCAUGAUCAAUUGCACUUAGCAAGAUUAACAGAACUUGAUUCACUUUCUAAGCAAAUAAAGGCUCUCGAAUCCAUGAUGGGAGAAAACAACAAAGAUUUCGACACGGAAUCACAAAGAUUGGAUUCUGAUGAAGAAAAUGUUACUAGAGAGUUUCUUCAUAUGCUUGAAGAUCAAAGGUCUAGAAUAUCCAAAAUCAACAAAUCUGAAAUUCCGCGUUUAGAACUCGAAGAACAUGAUGAGACUUCUUCAUCAUGUGGAGAAUCCAACUCCAAAGUGUACCUUUCUGAUCUUGGAAAAGGCUUAGGUUGCGUUGUUCAAACAAAAGAUGGAGGCUACUUAGCAUCGAUGAAUCCCUUAGACAAUCAUGUAGCUAGAAACGAUACUCCGAAGCUAGCAAUGCAAAUGUCGAAGCCAUUUGUGUUGGCAUUUCAACAAUCCUUAAACGGAUUCGAGUUAUUUCAGAAAUUGGCUUCCGUUGAUCUUGACGAACUUAGUUCUCAAAUUUUCUCGUUGAUGCCUAUAGACGAACUCGUAGGUAAAACUGCUGAACAGAUUGCUUUUGAAGGCAUUGCUUCUGCCAUCAUACAAGGUAGAAACAAAGAAGGAGCUAGCUCAAGUGCCGCGCGGAUAGUUUCCGCUUUGAAAGAAAUGGCAAACGCAAUGAGUUUAGGAAGACAGGAAAGAAUCUCGACAGGGAUUUGGAACGUUGAUGAUAUUCCACUUACGGCAGAGAAAAUUCUAGCUUUUACAAUGCAGAAGAUCGAGUUCAUGGCUAUUGAAGCGUUGAAAAUUCAAGCUGAUAUGGCGGAAGAAGAAGCUCCAUUCGAUGUUUCUUCAUUCGGUACAAAGGAAGGGAACAAAGAAAAAGAUCUUUUGAGUUCUGCUAUUUCUCUUGAGGAUUGGAUUAGAGAUCAAAGCUUUGUAAACGAUGAAAUAUCGAAUAUCACAUUGAUGUUUGUUGUUCAAUUAAGGGAUCCAAUAAGAAGGUACGAAGCAGUUGGAGGACCUGUGAUGGUGUUAAUCCAUGCAACAAAUGUGGACACAAAGGGUGAUGAUCAUUAUGAAGAUGAGAAGAGGUUUAGAGUAAGUAGUAUGCAUGUGGGAGGGUUUAAGGUGAGGAGUGGUGAUGGAAAGAAGAAUGGUUGGGAUAGUGAGAAGCAAAGGCUAACUUCAAUGCAAUGGUUGGUUGAAUAUGGAUUAGGAAAAGGAGGGAAGAAAGGAAAACAUGCAUUGGUGAAAGGGCAAGAUUUGUUGUGGAGUAUUUCAUCAAGAAUUGUGGCUGAUAUGUGGAUGAAACCUACGAGAAAUCCAAAUGUUAAUGUUGUGUAA
This is a messenger RNA of Vicia faba (fava bean), 2586 nucleotides long. NCBI's taxonomy places the organism in Eukaryota, Viridiplantae, Streptophyta, Magnoliopsida, Fabales, Fabaceae. The record is from the annotation of a GenBank genome assembly.